Cydia splendana is the source of this 5792-nucleotide messenger RNA. It is a transcript of the gene Dsor1, whose product is annotated as dual specificity mitogen-activated protein kinase kinase dSOR1. Bases 145 to 1377 code for a protein of 410 amino acids. Gene Ontology annotation, molecular function: ATP binding; protein kinase activity. Gene Ontology annotation, biological process: protein phosphorylation. The record is from RefSeq and is a predicted model, not a curated record. The transcript is spliced from 8 exons. Lineage: Eukaryota; Metazoa; Arthropoda; Insecta; Lepidoptera; Tortricidae.
CAUUGCAUUGCACAGUCGUGGUAUUUUUUUCAUUUUGUAAUCAAAGUGGUUCUAUGCGUACUUCCGCAAGGUUUUUGUUUUAGUUUCAGGGGGGCCAGCCCCUGGCCGUUGAACUAUUUCAAUGCCGUGAAAAGUGCAAUCACGAUGAGCAAAAUGUCCAAGAACAAAUUGAACCUGACCCUCCCACCGGGGUCUAUCGACACGGCCCCGGCUGCGACUCCAUCGAACAUGACUCCGCAGUUGAAGUCCGCGACGGCCACUGAUCGAAUGACGGGCCUCGCUGGAAAAUCGAAGAGCAGCAUCGAGGUCCUCACAGAGAGGCUGGAACAGAUCGAGAUGGACGACACCCAGCGACGACGGAUAGAAGUGUUCCUUUGCCAGAAAGAGAAGAUCGGAGAGCUGAGCGACGAUGACUUUGAGAAACUCGGCGAACUUGGUCAGGGCAACGGUGGCGUCGUAAUGAAAGUCCGUCACAAGUCGACAGGCCUAAUCAUGGCGCGCAAGCUCAUCCACCUCGAAGUGAAGCCAGCCAUCAAAAAACAGAUCAUCAGAGAGCUGAAAGUUCUACAUGAAUGCAACUUUACCCACAUCGUUGGAUUCUACGGGGCCUUCUAUAGUGAUGGUGAAAUCUCCAUUUGUAUGGAAUAUAUGGAUGGUGGCUCCUUGGAUUUGAUUUUGAAGAAAGCUGGCAGGAUUCCGGAGUCAAUUUUAGGAACUAUAACCUCAGCGGUACUGAAAGGGCUGAGCUACCUGCGCGACAAGCACGCCAUCAUGCACCGCGACGUGAAGCCUUCCAACAUACUAGUGAAUAGCAAUGGCGAGAUCAAGAUCUGUGACUUUGGUGUCUCCGGCCAGCUUAUUGACUCCAUGGCCAACUCGUUUGUUGGCACUAGGAGUUAUAUGUCGCCGGAGCGUCUACAAGGCACGCAUUAUUCCGUUCAGUCGGACAUCUGGUCGCUCGGCCUGUCUCUAGUAGAGAUGGCAAUCGGGAUGUACCCCAUCCCCCCGCCUGACGCCAAGACAUUGGCGCACAUCUUCGGCGCGCAGAACGAGGACCACUCCCCUGGACAGUCCGUGUCUGCCAUCCCCGCGCCGAACUCGCCGCGGCCGAUGGCGAUAUUCGAGCUCCUGGACUACAUAGUGAACGAGCCGCCGCCUAAGCUGCCCUCUGGUCUGUUCUCCGACCACUUCAAGGACUUCGUCGACCGCUGCCUCAAGAAGAACCCGGAUGAGCGGGCCGACUUGAAGACCCUUAUGAACCACGAGUGGGUGCGGCUGGCGGAGGCGGCCGGCGUGGACAUCGCGGGCUGGGUGUGCAAGACCAUGGACCUGCUGCCCUCCACGCCCAACUCUAACGUGUCUCCUUUUUCUUCAUAAGCUGCAAGAAGUGCAUAAUUUCAACAGCGAAAAAGGGUCAAAACAUUUCCCAAGAAAGAGCGGGCGACACGAUCAGUGAAGAUUCGGGGUCCGAAGAGCAUUGAGGUCGGACAGAGAUAGCAGUAUGUCAACUCUAGAUACCAUUUCACUCACACGUCCGGCACUGUCAGGGCGAACUACCCGAUGAAUGGCAGUGAAACCAGCCGUCGGCUCCUAUUUUUGGAGGAAAGCCGACGAUAGGGUAGUUCCCCCAUAUAAUGCACGGUUGACACCUGUCAAGGUGUCAGCUGUGGGUGAUACUGUGUCGGGCGCUAAGAAGUCAUGUUUGACGCGGUCAGUUUCGAAAACUUUACACUGUGAUAACUAAACUAUCACUUUAAUGUCUUAAAAAAUAUAAAGUGUCCAUUUUUAAAUGUGAAAAAAAAAACUAGUGAUUUCAUUUGUUUGCUUUAUUGUAUCGCCAAGCAAGAAUAAAUGAAUAAGAUAAUUUUAUCUGCAAUGGCAAACUGACUUCAUUCUGUAGCUAUUCAUUAAUAAUGAAACUUGUUGGUUGUGUAAAAUGUAACAUGUUUUCAUAAUUGUAAUCGAAAACGUAAACACGAAAUUAUAAGGAAUAAUGUCAUGAAAUGUAAUUACUAAUAAGAUCGAAGGCAAAGCGAACUGACCGCCGUCCGUCACAACUGAAACAUUAAACGAAACAUAUCACAAAACAAUUAGUACGCAUCGGGAGAACUGGCAUCAAAUACUCAAAAUUGAACAUUUAAUUUCUAGAAUUGGCUAAAUUAAGGUAAAUUUCUUAGGCAUUUCGAGUGUUACGCUACACUUGGAAACUAAAUGUCUUUAGUUUUUGGGACUUCCAUCCAUAUAUUCCGUAUAUGGUGUGAGAUAGUGCCACCGAUGGUAGUGUAUUGUAACACCGAUAGAUAGGAGUAAUAAUACUAAAACAUAGUGCAUUCGUGGACGAAUCGAGGUUUCGCAACGUAAAACGACUAAUUGAUAAAUGGUCAAGUAGAGUUGAUUUCACUAGUCGCAAGUCGAAAAAUGUUAGUAGUGUUUUGACAUAUUUUUCUUUGCUGAAAGUGCGUGAUUCAUGUCAGCUGAUACUCGUUAUUUGGAUAAUUUAAAGGAAGCCGCAGCACUCAAACGGGGCCGGCUCUGCUCCCGUGGGACUGUUGCGGCAUCCGUCUUUUGUAAUCUGUAAAAUACAGUCAUUUGUAGACUACACGAAAAAAUAUAAAAUCAUAAAAAAAAUAUUCGGUAGCAGGGGGCGGUAAAUCGAUGAAGAGCAUACCAUUCAAAGCAGCGUCCCUCACAAUAAGGUUUAUGUAUGGCGAUUUUUCCCUGUAAUUUAGCUUAGCAGUUGCGCCAAAUAUAUAUCGCCUAAUAGAUAUUCUUGCAUACGAAGAUUUUUAAAUGGAUUGAUUGAAUUUUCUGUGAUAAACAUCAUGUGAUAACAGUUUACGCUUAUAAUAUGGGAAUCCAUUGGUUCGGAGGAACGAUGCUUUGCAUGGAGGUUUACAGUCUUCAUUGAGUUACUCCUCUCUGGUGGUAGUUAUGUUUUUCUUCAUAUUUUGACGUGAUGCACUACUUUACGUUUGGUUUGUGUAUAUGGUAGCUUCGUUUUAGUCCUGUUUUGUCCCGAGCACGUGUUUAGUUAUGUAGUGUGAUGUGUUGUGUGUGCGGUUUGGCUGCGUUCAGGCCCGUAAACUAUAUUGACACUAAAGUUGUCUGCUACUUACUUAAUAUACGACGAUAUCGCGUCCGUUAAAUUUAAAAUGGUUGUUUUUUGUGUGGCAAAUUUAGGCCUCUGGGACUACAGGUGUAGACCUGCCUUUUCAACAUUUGCGUCAAAAAAGUAACGAUAUCAUCAUUAACAACAUCAUAUGAUAUUAAAUUAUAUAAAUAAUUUUCUAAAAUUGAGUUAUAUGUGGCAGGCAACAAUGUGCAAAUUGGAUUAAUACGAGCAGGUACAAAGUAUUCACUAAUUUGUAUUCAUUUAGACACUUUAUCAUUUUACCACAAGCUAUCUAAUGAUAAUUAAGUUUGAAAUAAAAUAGACAAGUUUCAAAGUGUAGGUUAAUAAUUUUAUGGGUCUGUGUCGCGCCACACUGGCCUGUCUACACAAGCUUUUCGUUUUCUUCUCACUCGCCGAUCGCCUUCCCCGCACGUAUGAUUGUUGAGUAUGUUCCUUUUCGCUUGUCCUUAUUAUUUGCUGGUUAACCUCACUUAGAGUUUAUUUAUGUUAUUCUACAGUGAAAUGGGUCUUAUAGCGGCUCCAUUUACGUGGUAUAUUUGACGUAAGUGAUUCCACUACGAAUGUCCCUUUUACUAAAGAAUAACACAUUUAAUUGUGAUAAACGUUUUAGAAGUAUGCGUGUCUAUGUGAUUCAUGGAUUUUUUGCUGUGUAUAUGAUAAAAAAAACUCGCUUAAAUGCCUUCAAGAUAGGUUCUAUUUAUAUAAUUCUCGCGAAAAUAAGACUUAAGUUUAUAAAGUGACGAUUAUGAUUGUUUUAAAUUCCAAUUUGUUAUAUUUUGUAUAUAAAAGGUUGACAUACUAAGGAUAUACAUUAGUUAUUGUGUAAGUAGGAUUGUAUCCUCGAUUUACAAUCUUAGAUAGUUUUCAAAUAACUAUGUCAAAAGUUGUUUAACUAAUACUGAAUUAUGUUUUAUUAUUCUAAAGGCUGAUUUAGACGGUGCGCGAACUCACAUGCGAUUUUAGUUACAUUGCGGACUGUUGGUUACGUCUAAGUCAACCGACCGAUCAAAACCCGCAAUGUAAUGAGACUCGCAUGCGAGUUCUCGCAUCGUCUGAAUGAGCCCUUAAGCAUAGUUUAAAAUAGGACCAACUGUUCUCUAUCAACGUUUUGCUUAGAGGUCUCGAACAUGGCAAGUUUUUUUGUAAGACUGCUCCUUUUAGAUACUCGUUGCAAAAGGUCAAAGUGUGCGAAGGUUUUUCUCCACCUAUCCAAUUCUAUUGCUAUCUUUGUCCAAUGUGUAUUGCGUCUCACAUUUUGCUUUAAUGAGAGAGUGAGACGCACUGAGAUUAGACAACGAAAUUGGACAGGUGAAAUACCACCCUAACUCAUAACAAACGUAUGUUUCAAUAAAAGACUCAUGUAUAUGUAUUGUUGUGCUGCAGAAUGCCCAUUAGGACAAAUAUUCUGAUAUACAGGUACGCCAAAAACCUAAAUUAAGAAAACCUAUACCUGCAAUGUGUGUGCAAUUUUUCAAGCGUCGUUUUUUAAACCAAAAUGAUGCAUAAUUAUUGGAGCUCUUUCAAGAGCUUUGAAACUUCAUAAGUAUUUACCCUAUGUGUUAAUUUUAGAUAUUUAAAUGUGUUGAAAUUAAUUUCAACGUCUGGUUCACGAGGCUAUAAUUUAGGCUUAUGCCGAAAUAAGUAUUUUCUAUCUUUAUUAAUAAAUCGGACAUAUGUAAGGGUGUAGAGAAAGAGUCUCGGCAUUAUCGUUAGUCUAAAAGUUGAUUUUUUGAUAACCCACGUAUGACAGCGCCUUAUUGACGGUGGAUUUUAAAGAAGAUCUAUUGGAUAUGCAAAAAAAAUCUUCCUAAUUUACCAAACACUAAUUACCACUAUACAAGUUUCAAUGUAUUUCUUGAUGGUAAUAAUAAUAAACUAUGAACCGAAAAUAUAUGUCAUAUAUUAAACAAAAAGUGACGAAGUCCUCCAGUGGUGAAGGCCGGUUAAACAAUUUUUCCUGGUGGUUCAAAUUUUCUAUGGAGUUGGUAACUACGAUUUAAACAUAAUACAAUUGUUAAAUAAUUCCAUCUGUCUUUAAGAAACUAGCCUAUUGCGAGAUACCUAUUUCAGGGUAAACAGCUAUAUUGACCAUUCAUUGAUUUUUAUCAAGGAGUGUCAGUAACGUGGUAGUUUACCCCAUAUCAAAGAUUCGUUUAUUGUAUUAGAUGUGUAGACUAAGCUUUGCGCUUCGAAUAAAUAGUUUUCAAAUAGAUAGAUGGCUCUGUACGGUUCCGUACAUUAUGCGGUAACUCUGGUUACCAAUAGGUUUUCGUAUGGUAAUUGAGUUACCACAAAACAUAUAGCAUAUACAGCGCCCCGUUCUUCAAAUGUCAAUCUCGGGGGUAAGGUUUUUACUUAGAGUUUAACACAUCUUAUACGAUCAAUGAAUCUUUGCCCUAUAAUAAAAUAGUUCAAUCUUAUGAAACCAGUUCGUGUUAGUAAAGUGUUCUAUUAUUGUAGAAUUUCAACUUAGUUUCUAAGAAACAUUGUGACACCAAUUAUUUCUCAUAGAGAAAUUAUUUAUUUUUGGAUAAGUGAUUUUACUUGCAUUUUAUUAAUUUAGAUAUUUUAGAUGCAUUUUAGCUUUUCAUAAUUCGUCUUACUCGCAAUUAGUCGUUUUUAUGCGCUUACUUGUAACAUAACUUAACCAGAUUUUAAU